Messenger RNA from Pantherophis guttatus, 5080 nucleotides. It is a transcript of the gene CENPI, whose product is annotated as centromere protein I. Gene Ontology annotation, biological process: CENP-A containing chromatin assembly; mitotic sister chromatid segregation. Gene Ontology annotation, cellular component: inner kinetochore; kinetochore. Lineage: Eukaryota; Metazoa; Chordata; Lepidosauria; Squamata; Colubridae. The record is from RefSeq and is a predicted model, not a curated record.
AGACGCCAUCACUACCGAAGCUUGCAGAAGAAUUCAAAGCAGCAAUUACUGCUGACGCAAGCUCGUCUCCAUACAACGCAAAGCGACCACAAUUUCCAAUUAUCCAUAGUAAAUUAGACCCCCCUCAAGUCGCGCAUGCGCACUUCCCUUCCAGGUUCCGCCCGGCUCUUUGAAGCAAAGCUCCGAAGACUCGGGUGACGUCAUCCUUUCCUCCUCCCGGCGGUCUGAAAAUUGAGAGCGCGCGACGAAGCGCGCCUGCGCAUGCUCACGGCGACGCUUUGGAGGCGCCUUUAAACCAAUGGGAAACGGUUCUGGGCGCACGGCCCCGCCCCUUCUGGCGUCCGGACGACGAGGCGCGCCUGCGCGAGGAAAAAAUUUUGAAACGGACGGCGGUUAAAAGGAGAGAAAUUGGUCGCGGCGGUUGCUGUGACAGCGGAGCGGCCUAGGUGGGCCCUGAGGCGGCAGAAGCCGCGCGCGGACGGACGGACGGACGGACGGAAGGCUGGUCGAGGAGGGCCCGAGGCCUGGUGGGAAGCCUGUUCCCAGCGUUCAGACGAGACUCUGCGCCCAGGUAACGUUGCGAAGUAGUUCUUUCAAUGUGGAUGCCACAGUUUAACAUGGUUGGAUACAGCGUUAUUUCUGGCAAAUGAAAAUAAUAGGCCCUGUUGGCAUUUCUAUGCUUGGAAUUGAAAAGGAUGAAGAGAGGAGUAGCUGCCAAAAAGAAAAAGCAGAAUUUACCAGUUGCUUCAAAUAAACAAACUGAUAUAUCCACAUGGGUAGCAAAUGGCAUCAAAAGUACCCAGGAACAUAAAGACCAUAAAAUACCUUCCAGUGAAGAGACAGACUGCACCCAGGAUCCUCUUGAAGAAGCACUGGUCUUUUUGACAAAAAUUAAAGAUCGUACUUCCCUGAAGAAUGAAGCUUUGCAGAAACACUUAUUAAGUGUGGAAAAGAUUGCUCAAGAAAGAGGUUUGACUCCAGAAGAAAUUGAUGCCUUGCUGAAUAUAGCACUCAGCGGCAAGUUUGCUGAAGUGAUAAACAUUCGACUGUUGAAGAACCUGAUCCCCAUUUCAACAAUAACAGAGGAUUCAAUUGUUUCAGCUGUUUCAUGGCUUUGUGUUGGCAAAUGUUCUCGCAAUACUCAGGUUCUUUUCUUAAAAUGGUUAAUUGCAAUGUAUGAUUUGAUUGAUCGUAAAGAAAAGGUUAAUGCACUCUAUGGGUUCUUCUUCAACUUCUUACAGGAUGAAAAAUUGUGCCCCUUCAUCUGCCAUGUGCUAUAUUUGCUGACCAGAAGAGAAAAUGUGAAACCUUUCCGUGUGCGACGACUCUUAGAUUUAAGAGCCAAGAUGGGAUCAGAAGCUCCGUUGCAGGCUCUUCUCUUAAUGUAUAAAAGCUUUGCUCCAAGCAUGGUGUCUUCAAAUUUGUUCCAAAGCACAAAGAUGCGAUUUAAGAAUACAGAAAACCUGUGGAAAACUGCAAUUGGUAACAUAAAGCAACGGAUUUAUGGCAUUUCACCUACAUCACAACCAGUUUUAACAUUUCAGCCCCCAAAGAAAAAAUGGAAUCCCAAAUUGACGAUACCUGCGAGUAACAGCAAUUCUGAUUGCUCAGCUCAGAGUUCAAAGGCCAAUUGUAUCGAUUUCAACAGUCAUCCUGAAUUCUUCCCAGUGCAGCAUCUGCAGACUUUCUCCCAGCUUUUAGAGAACAUCCAUUGUUUAGAACUUCCUUCCCAAAUAGGCUCAGUGUUAGGAAAUCACCUGCUGCUCCACUACAUUAAUUGUGUCACAGACGAUGUCGUUUACCAGAGGAUGUACUAUUGGCUUGGCCAAACCUUCAGAGAAGAAUGCCCUUGGACUAAGAUUGAAAACCAGAAAUAUGAACUGGAAUUCAAAGAAUUCUUGGACACAGUUUUGGAAGCCGAAUGCUUCUUGCAGGAGGGCUUCUCAUCUUGUGAAGAAUUUUUGUACCGAAGCCUGCCCUUCUGGGAUGGCUGCUGCUGUAGGUCACAAGUCCUGCAGAUGAUCAGUUGGAUUCCCCUCAGCACCUUCUCAGAAAUGAAGCCUUAUCUCUGCAAGCCGUUGACACAGCUGUUUUUCACCUCAUCACUUUAUUUUAAGUGUAGUGUUCUUGAAAGCCUAAGGGAACUGCUACUGAACUGGCUGAAUUGGCACUUCUUGCAAACAGACAUGACAUCUGAGUUAACUGCAGAUGUCCUGAACACUUCUAUUUCAAGCCUGGUUAAUUCUAUAACAGAACUCAUCCACUUUGUUGGCCGGCUUUCAACCAUUGCCCUGCACUUGGAGAACAACUCUGCUUUUUUAAUGCACUUCAUUCUGGAUUUCUAUGAAAUAGUAUGUGACAUGUUUCAGAAGUACAAGGUCCCUUUGCUUGUGAUCCCUCCUGCAGGAGUUUUCUAUCCAGCACUUCUCAGCAUGGAUUCUGUCACAGUGGACCAGCUGUGCCACAUUAUGUUCAGGUAUCGAACCAAUUUGAUAGCUGCAAAAAAAUAUCUACAAGCCAAAAAGGCAUCGCUGCAGAUUAAGUUUAGCAGCCAGAUUUGCCAAGAAUACAACCAAUAUAUAACAAGUAUGGUUGGAUGCCUUUGGACCUCAAACGUCUUCCACACAGAUUCCCACCCUCAGGGGAUUUAUAUGGAGCCCGGAGUGCUGGAGAAGACCUUGGUGCAGGAAUACAGAAAGGCCUUGAACAUAGUGUACCAUCCGGCCUUGACAGGUUACGCUAUACUCUUUGUGCAGCAGAUACAGUCAGAACACAAAAUUCCAGAUAUCAAGCUAAUUCAGGGGAGGAGAUGGGAUUGGUACUUGGAAUAUUUGUACUCCCAAGAAUUACGAGGGUUGAAAUUCUUCAUUGAAAGUAGCAUCAGGCGUGUAUUUCGACCUCAAACAAAACCAGGCAACUACCAGUAAAUGGGUAUUGAAGAUUGACUCUUGUGAAUGGAUUUCUUCCCACCUUCUUCUGUUGAAGCGAACCUUGGAUUCUAAUGGACUCCUGUUUCUGAAGAGAGAGACCCUUUCAGUGCCUCAGUACUGAUAUCCGUACAGAUAGUUCUGGGUAACAAUAAUGGCAUGCAUACAGAUUUUUGCCCAGCUGUUCUUUGUGACAUUAAACCUUUCCUCUUUGGGUAAAGGGCUCUUUGGCCUUGAGAGUACAAACUUACUCUCACGAAAGAAAUAGAGCAUGUCUAAUUCCUGUUGCUAACUUUUUGCUUUGUUUUGGAAUUAAGCAACCCGAUUUAAUUCAUUAUUUGGAAACAUUCAAGCAAAUUACAGCAGGAUUUUCCAGCCUUUGACCAUUUUUCGACAGCUAAAUUAUCAUCUUUCACUAAUAAACCACAAAGCCCUCACAAUGGGUUGAACAAUAGUCUAAUGCAGGUUUUUCUUGUAACUUGUAGAUAAAUUGUAAAUAAUUGUAUAGAAUGUAUUUAUGCAUAAAAUGCUCUGUAAUAUAAAUUAAACAGUGUUUGGCUUUGGUUUGUUACAGUGAAACCUCAAUUUUAUGGAUUUUGGUUUUCUGAAUAUUGCAUGUGGUGGAUGAAAUUCUAUUGCAGUUUGUGGAAUGACAUCAUUUGUAUUAAGACUUUCUGAAAAAGAUACAAAUCAAAGUUUCUCGGUCUGAUGUACUCCUAUUUUUAAUCAAGAGCUUUGUUUUUGGCUUAUUUACUUUUAAACCAGCUAAUGCAACAAAGUCUUCAAUUUCCUCAUUAAGUGUUCAAUACUAUUCUGAGGCUGUGUAAAAUCAAAACUACAUCAUCAGCAAAAGUCCUCGAAUUAUAAGUCUCUUUAACUUUUCAAUCCAAUUGUUUUCUCAUCCUGUCUAAUGUCUGGAACUAACAUAAAAAGCAAAGUGACAUCCUUGCUUUGACCUCUUCUGUAUUUCACAUGGUUUCAUUAAAUCACUAUUAAUAACAUGCACCUUCUAAGGUAUGUGUACUGAUUUAAUCCUUUGAAUAAAAUUCUCCCAAAAGUCCAUGUCCUUCCAAAACUGUAAACAUAAAAGACCAAUUCACACUGUUAAAAGUUUUUUCUGCAUCCAGAAAAAUCAGUGCCACUUGCAUCUCGUUAUGUUGUUCCAGAUACUCUUAUUAUAUUCAAUAUAAUUCUCACAUUAUCUCUUAAUUGUCUUUUUGUAAGAAAAGACAAUUGUCUUUUGGUAUGGGAGCAGCUCUAGCAGACAAAAAAGCUCUACAGAGAAUCAUUAAAAUUGCCCAGAAUAUCAUCGGACUCCAGCUACCAGCCCUGGACGACAUCUUCGAAUCUCACUGUUUGAAACUUGCAGAUGACUUCCCAUCCUGCUUACAAUCUUUUUGGACUGUUGCCUUCUGGCAGAAGAUACGGAACAAUUAGAACUCAGACCACAUGGUCUUCUGAAUAGUUUUUAUCCCAGAGCUAUAAUUGCACUCAACAAUGAACUAAAGGGCCACCAUCAGUGAGCUGUUGGACAGCAUUACUUGGUCUGUUCUGUGGAUGUUUAGGUGGUUUAGGGGUGGGGAAUUGUGGUGGGUGGGAGUUUGGGGAUUGUUAUGUGUGUGGGACCUGGUCUUUGGGUGUUAAGUGAAUUUUGUUGUAUGGGUAUACUGUGUAUACACGUACAAUGACAAUGAAGUUAUUAUUAUUAAGAACUCACAUUGACCAUCAUGAGUAAAAUCCUGUAAAAUCUUUAAUCUAUCAGCCAAUAUUGGUGUAAAUACUUUAGUCAAAUUAAAUUUGGCAAUAAAGCAGUAUUUAUUAGUCUCUUUCCAAGAUUCUGGCAUAGCGGAUCCCUGCAAAAUAGAAUUCAUUGCUCUCUUCAGCGGUUGCAAAGGUUAAUCUUCAAAACAUUUAUAGUGUGAACUUUGUAUUCUAUCAGGUUUUGUUUUGGUAUUUUAUGGUGCUUUCUCUUUUUUUUCAUGGCUUUUGAGAUUUCAAAAGUUGUUAUAUUUUGUUUCAUAUUCAUAAAAUUUGUUUCUAGAUUGUGAAAGCUUUGGUAAAUUCUGGGGGUUUUUUUUCAAAUAUUCAUCAGUUUUUUUCCAGAGGGAAAAAUUUGUAUCUUUUCUACAAAUUUGCAUAAAAAUUAUGGAAGG